Messenger RNA from Triticum turgidum subsp. durum (durum wheat), 843 nucleotides. NCBI's taxonomy places the organism in Eukaryota, Viridiplantae, Streptophyta, Magnoliopsida, Poales, Poaceae. The record is from the annotation of a GenBank genome assembly.
AUGGCCGCCGCCGCCGCCGGUUCCUCCGCCGCGUCCCUCCCGGCUCCAAUCCCCCUCAACGACAAGGCGGCGGCGGCCGUGGGCGGCGGGGUCGGCGGCGACCGGGCGGCGGGGGGCUGCGGGGUGUGCGCCAUCUGCCUCGACAGGAUCCCGCUCCAGGAGACGGCGCUCGUCAAGGGCUGCGACCACGCCUACUGCGUCACUUGCAUUCUGAGGUGGGCAUCCUACAAGCAGACACCAGUUUGCCCCCAAUGCAAGCACCCGUUUGAGUUCCUCAGUGUGCAUCGCUCUCUUGAUAGCUGCCUUCAUGACUACAUGUUCGAUGAGAGCGUCUGUCUUCUUCUGAGAGCCACUUGGUUUAAGCCUCUGGCUGUAGAGGCUCACGAGGAGGCUCAGGAGGAAGAAGACAUUUACCGCAGUUACCAAUAUGACUAUGGCGAUGAGGAUGACCUUUAUGAGGAAUACAUAAGCAGGUCACCGAGCAUUCGAAUUGGUAACAGGAGGUGGGGUGACAAUGGGUACGUCAGAGGGGGGCGGAGGGAGGCCAGGCCAGUAGUGAUCCCUCCUGUUGUUGAUGCUGUUCCAUCCAGGACUCCCAAGAAGAAAGAGGGAUCAGCAUCAGGUUCAGGAUCAGGUUCAGUGUCCAAGGAUGUCGCAGGACGGCGGGCUAGAAGGGCUCAGAAGCGGGAGGCUGCUGACAAGGCGGCUGCAGAGAAGCACCUCAAGCUCCUGCAGAGGCUGGGCCGCGGGAAAACUCCCGAAGCGCCACCUGAAGCACCACCGGAAUCACUGGAGGUUGGUCCUCCAGCGCCACUCGAGGUUGGUCCUCCUGUGAUCGGGUGA